AGGCUCCUAAAUUGACGACACUUGUCCCGCCUGCCCGCCUCGACGCUCGGUGACGAUUACUAACGAAAGCACGGUCAUUCUUUGCGGUACUCGCAUGGGUUGAUUAGCAUGGCACAUGCUCCGGCACUUCUACGGACGAACACGGCCCCCGUAUUUCCAGCCGACAACAAGUACGGUCCCAUGUCAACAUCUACUAUGAGCAGCCUCCGUACGAGCCAGUUGUCCGGCUCGACAGCUCUCAACUCAUCGAAUUCCUCACUUACUUCCAUGUCGGCUUCCACCAUUGUUCCUCCCGCGAGCAAUGGUAACGUCGUGCCCACCGCAAAUAUUAUCAACCAAAAGGCGGACGCCUCCAGAUCGCUCUACCAAAUAUGCAUCGCAUUGAAACUGCGACUCGCCCGCGUACCCGGUUUCGAGGCACACCUCGAUGCUCUAGCAUCGGCACCGGGCGGCGAAGAUGGACCCGUGGAAUCCGUUUGGAACCUGUUGCGAACGGGUCUUCCACUCCUGACCAUAUACAACAGCUUACAACCAGAGAGCCCACUAGAAAUCGAUCCCGCAGCUAGCGAGGCAAGGCGACCCAAACUAGCCAUCUUCAAGUUCGUCGAGGCCUGCAUGAAGCAGCUAAAGAUCCCCGCUUCCGAGUCCUUUGUGAUCAGCGAUUUGAUGGGUAACGAUACUACUGGGUUUGUUAAGGUUACCCAAGUGCUGAAUAUUGUUCUGGACCGCGCUGAAGAACGAGGCCUUCUCCUACAAAUCCAACCUUAUCCAGAAGAUACUGGGCCCGUAGUACCCGGGUCUCAGAUGACGUAUCGCGAUCACAUUAUCCAGGAAUUAGUCGACACGGAGCGGAAAUACGUUCAAGAUCUCGAAAAUCUUCACGACCUCAAGAGGACAUUAGAACAGAAGGGUGUUAUCCCUGGUGAUAUAAUCCAUCAAAUAUUCCUAAACAUAAACUCGAUCCUAGACUUCCAGAGACGCUUUUUGAUUCGCGUCGAAACCGCCAACUCGAUGACAGAGGAAGCGCAACGAUGGGGCGCACCUUUCGUCACAUACGAAGAUGCUUUCGACAUUUACCAACCCUUUAUCGCGAACCAACGGAAAGCGGGCCAAAUAGCCAGCCAGGUUUUCGAUAAAAUCCAACUAGCCGAACAUCCUGUAUCGUUUGAUUUUAAUACAUUGGAUAGUUUCUUGCUAAAACCAAUGCAAAGAUUAGUUAAAUAUCCUUUACUGUUAAAGUCAUUGUUGAAGAAGUGUGAAGACGUAGAAAUCAGGGCGGAUUUGACUGCGGGUAUCGAGGCGGCGGAACGAGUGCUCACGAAGGCAAACGAGGCGGUCGAUCGCGAUCUUCUAGAUGAGGCUUUGGAAGAGUUAAUACGGAGAGUAGACGAUUGGAAGAACCACCGAGUCGAGUCCUUCGGUAGGCUAUUAUUACACGGAGUGUACACUGUCAUCACCGGUCGCACCGAGCAAGAAAAAGACUACGAGAUUUACUUGUUCGAAUGCAUCCUCCUAUGCUGCAAGGAAGUACAACCGAAUAAGAGCAAAGAUAAGAAAGACAAAAACAAGACCGCUCCGAAGAUUCCGAAUAAGAAUAACAAGCUGCAGCUUAAGGGACGGAUAUUUAUGACAAAUGUGACCGAAGUUUUGUCGUUCGCAAAACCAGGUAAGCAACGCGAUGAUUCAUAUGUGGAACUCAACCUAAUUAUCCCAGGUUCGUAUACUGUACAGAUAUGGUGGAAGGGUGAUCCCGGCGUAGAAAAUUUUGUCAUCAAGUUUUCCAACGAAGAAACGAUGAAGAAAUGGGAAAAUGGGUUAGUCGCACAGAGAAAAGAAAACGCCCCGAGCGCUGCUGCAAGCCCCGAGCAAAGCACUCCAGACUUUGCAUGGAUGCGGGGUCAAAACCAACUUGAGAAUCCUUACGCCCAGCAGGAAGACGAUGAGGAUGAAGAAGAGGAGGCACCAUCACAAGUGUCGCCACCAGGCGUGGGCUUUGGUGGAGUUUCGACUGGCGGAGUUAUGAACCGUAAUGCAUCUAGUACAAGUUUAAGAGCUCGCUCCGCAACCGCAGAGAGCACCCAGUCUCUAGCAGGAAUCGCUCGAGCACCGCCGCCACGUUUCCCUCUUCCGGCUCCCCCAGGACAGCUGAGCCUCCAGACCCAAGGUACCGCACAGUCGCCAGUUCCCCGUGCGGGCGAAUCGUACUUCUCUCCCACGGCAGAGUCUCCCGCGUCCUCGCGGACAAGUACAGCGAGUACUAUGUUCGCACCAACUGGUCAGUAUCCAUUCCCAAGGACUGGAACGCCUCAAGGGGGCUGGGAAGACAAUAACCGUUACACCGCACCUGCUAUGCCACGAGCUCCUUCGAGAGACGGGCCUUCUCCAUUGAGCGGGCGUAAUCCUAGAGGACCUUCGUUGCCUGUGAUGGCCUCACAGCAAACGCUAGCUCAGCAGCAACGUAGCCGGUCAUACAGCACCCCGGACAUCAACGGGCAGCCGAACGGGCGUAGGACUAAUAGUAGUACUCCUGUUCCCGCUGUACCUGGAAUUCCACCCCACCUUCACCCUGCACAUGACGCGAACAUCCCGCGAUCUCAAACUGGCUCUCCCAGACAGGAUGUCCCAAUCCGUACUAAUACCCAGAGUCCAGGUGUUCCGCGUGAUAGGUCAACCCAGCAGUCCGGUCAGUACGGAGGAACCAUGUCCCAGUUCCCUACACAGCCCGUAUACCCCCGACAGACGACUCCCGCUCCAGUAACAUCUUCUGGAGGAUCAGUACCUCAACCGUUGAAUCUUAACAACCAACAGCCUGUCUCGCCGGCACUGGGUACAGCUACGCAAGGCAACCCGUUAUCGAGUCCAGACCUUCCGAUUCCUGCACAAUUGAAAGUGAAGGUGAAUUGCGACAAUGGGACGUACUUCACGCUCGUAGCACCGUUCAAUAUUGCAUAUCAAUCGCUUAGAGACCGUAUUGAUGCUAAGCUUUCGCGAUUCACAAACAGCUCGAUUGCUAAGGGCAAUCUGAAACUGCGAUAUCGCGAUGAGGACGGUGAUUCCGUAACAAUCGAAAGUGAUGACGAUAUUCAAAUCGCAUUCUCAGAGUGGCGUGAAGGUUCGCGUAACAUGUAUGCUGGUGGCGUCGGAGAAAUAGAACUUUUCUGCGUCGGCGAGACUGAUUAA
Hypoxylon trugodes is the source of this 3180-nucleotide messenger RNA. RefSeq lists its product as uncharacterized. Bases 109 to 3180 code for a protein of 1023 amino acids. The record is from RefSeq and is a predicted model, not a curated record. Gene Ontology annotation, molecular function: protein binding; guanyl-nucleotide exchange factor activity. Gene Ontology annotation, biological process: establishment of cell polarity; septin ring organization. Gene Ontology annotation, cellular component: nucleus; division septum; mating projection tip. The transcript has 4 exons. NCBI's taxonomy places the organism in Eukaryota, Fungi, Ascomycota, Sordariomycetes, Xylariales, Hypoxylaceae.